Amaranthus tricolor (Joseph's coat) is the source of this 1666-nucleotide messenger RNA. Its product is annotated as glucan endo-1,3-beta-glucosidase-like. The transcript has 3 exons. Gene Ontology annotation, molecular function: hydrolase activity, hydrolyzing O-glycosyl compounds. Gene Ontology annotation, cellular component: plasma membrane. Gene Ontology annotation, biological process: carbohydrate metabolic process. Bases 1 to 1506 code for a protein of 501 amino acids. The record is from RefSeq and is a predicted model, not a curated record. Lineage: Eukaryota; Viridiplantae; Streptophyta; Magnoliopsida; Caryophyllales; Amaranthaceae.
AUGUACUAUUACCCGUUGUCGUAUCAAACUUUAUCACGUGUUCUCUCUCUAUCUCUUAACGUGUCUUCUUCUUCCUUACACAUCCCUCCAUUAUUGACCUCCCAAAUAUUCUUUAAUGCUCUUUCUAUUUCCCACUCAAAAUCCUCCACCUUUAUUCUCAAACUUUCAAAAAUGGCGAAUCAAACCCACCUCCUCCUCACUUUCUUUCUCCUCAUUUUCACCCACACCGCCGUCUCUUCUUUCAUUGGCGUUAAUUACGGCCGUGUUGCAGACAAUCUUCCACCACCGUCAACCGUUGCAAAUUUUCUCAAUUCCCAAACUACCCUCACCUCCGUUAAACUCUUCGACUGUGACCCACAAAUCCUUCAAUCCUUCGCUAACUCAGGUAUUUCUCUCACCGUUACCGUCCCCAAUUCUGACCUCAUCUCUCUCACUGACCCCACCACCGCCCAAUCAUGGGUUGCCACGUAUAUCAUCCCUUACCACCCUCAAACAAUCAUCCGUUACAUUGCCGUUGGUAAUGAAGUUCAUUUCUCUCGGGACAAAACCCUAAUCGACAACACAGUAAAAGCCAUGAGAACACUUAAUCAAGCUUUAAUUUCUGCUAAUUUAACCGAAGUUAAGAUAACAACCCCACAUUCGUUAGCUAUUUUACCCCCAUUUUCUUCCCCAAGUUCUGGACGUUUCCAGAAAGGGUAUAACAAUGUGUUCUUCAUUCCAAUGUUAGAAUUCCUCCGUCAAACUAAAUCGACAUUUAUGGUAAAUCCUUAUCCUUACUUUGGGUUCAACUCCUCCAUGAUUGAUUUCGCUGUUUUCCGCAAAAACGACGGCGUUUUGGAUAAGCGAACACGGUUGAGGUAUUACAAUAUGUUUGAUUAUUUGAUGGAUGGAGUUUAUUCUGCUAUGAAACGGGUGGGUUAUGAGGACGUGGAAAUAUCAGUGGGUGAAACCGGAUGGCCUUCAGCCGGAGAUGCAAAUGAACCGGCGGCGAAUUAUGAUAAUGCGGUCUCGUAUAAUAGAAAUUUAGUAAAACAUUUGAGGUCAGGUAGAGGAACACCAUUAAUGCCGAACCGGACAUUCGAGACGUAUAUAUUUGCACUGUUUAAUGAGAAUCUUAAACCGAGUGUUAGUGAGAGGAAUUAUGGGUUGUUUAGACCGGAUUUUAGUGCGGUUUAUGAUGUCGGCGUAUUGAAGUCGCCGGCUCAGGUACCAGUAGCACCGUCACCGUCAGAUGCAAAUCAGAAAUGGUGCGUGGCAAAAUCAGACGCUUCAGAUGUAACGUUACAAGGAAACUUGGAUUAUGUGUGUGGAUCAGGAAUUGAUUGCAAACCCAUACAAGAUGGUGGCCCUUGUUUUAGUCCCAACACCGUUAGAUCUCACGCAUCGUACGCGAUGAACGCUUACUACCACCUCAACGGUCAGGAUGCUGCUGCUUGUUACUUUGAUGGUUCCGGAAUCGUCACCUCCAAUGACCCUAGUUACGAAGCAUGUCAGUAUGUGGCAUAACGGCAUAUUAGAUCAGUAAGAUUUGGAAUAUUAUUUUGAUAUAAAUUGUGCAGGAAUAUUGUACUCUGAUCUUACUAUUGUGAUGUGUAGAUUACUCUAUUAACUGUUUAAACAAAAAUUAUCUAUUAAUAUCAUUUUACUAUAUUUUUUUGUUGGUUUA